This is a messenger RNA of Brassica napus (rape), 685 nucleotides long. Its product is annotated as FCS-Like Zinc finger 17-like. Bases 114 to 482 code for a protein of 122 amino acids. Lineage: Eukaryota; Viridiplantae; Streptophyta; Magnoliopsida; Brassicales; Brassicaceae. The transcript has 2 exons. The record is from RefSeq and is a predicted model, not a curated record.
UCUCCUUCGUCUUCCACUUCAUCUCUCUCUCUCUCUCUCUCUCUCUCUCUCUCUCUCUCUCUCUCUCUCUUUUCAUUUUUCUGUAAAGAUUUGUAAUUCCUGAGAUAGAGAGAAUGACUAAAAUCUCUGUUGGAUUGCAACUUGUGACAACAGAUUCAAAAGAAAAACUAAGCAACAUAGUGAUCAAAUCUUCACUUAGACCAAACCGAUCCAAUCCAAACAUCGCGGAGCGCUGUUUCCUCAAAACAUGUCACCUCUGUAUGAAGCAGCUCCAUCAAGACAAAGAUAUUUUCAUGUACAGAGGAGACUUGGGAUUUUGUAGCAGAGAGUGUAGAGAAAGUCAGAUUUUGAUCGAUGAAAAGAAAGAGCUAGAGGCAUCCACAAAGAUGAUGUCGGCAGCUUACAGACGCUGUAACUCCGGCGAGAACCGGACUUUGUUGAAUGAUCUACGGCGGCGACGCCAGCUAUUUAUAGUUCCUUAAAUCGAUUACAUACUUCACUAAUUAGUAAUUAUUGUUUUUGUUUGUUUGUUCUUUUUUUUUUUUUUUUUUUUUUUUUGUAACAUUUGUUUGUUUGUUCAAACAGUAGAACUGUUGCAGAGAUGUAGUUAUAUGCAAGAGAUAUGUUAUAUUACAAAUGUAAAUUACAUGGUUUAUAUUGAAUAUAUAUAUAUUGAUACUUUUUA